Molecule: messenger RNA, 2232 nt
Organism: Anthostomella pinea
Lineage: Eukaryota; Fungi; Ascomycota; Sordariomycetes; Xylariales; Xylariaceae
Source: the annotation of a GenBank genome assembly
AUGAGAGCAAGCUUUGCUACGAGGUCGCCAGAACCGUCGAGAGACUCAGAACCAGCUAAACCUGGGAUGGAAGAGGACAAGUUCAGACAUGAUCCCCUGGACCUCCGGCGACAUGCAUUUCGGCUGGUAUGCCUCCAGAGAGGCACGGCAUCCGAGAUUAAGUGUGAGCUCAUCCACACAACGCUCGAUGGAAACGUCAUCCCUUACGAGGCUGUGUCAUACACAUGGGGCUCGGCAGUAAAGACGGACAGCGUCGACAUCCAGGGCACGAGAUUGCGCGUUACGCUGAACCUAUGGAACAUACUUCAUGGCUUGCGACACUCGGAAACAGACCGCUAUCUGUGGAUCGACGCCAUCAGCAUCAACCAGGACGAUCCCCACGAGCGAGGGCACCAAGUCCAGCAGAUGGGACACAUUUACAGCGGCGCUGAACGUGUUAUUUUCUGUCUGGGAAGACCAACAGACACUUCUCAUACUGCUAUGAGUACUCUAGCUGAGUUACAGAAGGAAGUGUCCGGUAAUCGUUGGGCACGAGAAGACAAGCGGUGGGAUACAGCUUGGGAGACAGUACGGGCCAGACUCCGGGACCGGCACUACGAUUUAAGCCACAGGCAACGCCUGGGUAUGAAUUACAUCUUAGAAGGUCCUGGUUUCGCAGAGUAUGGGUCUUGCAAGAAGUGGCCAACGCUCGCACCGCCUUGGUUUACUGCGGCACCGAUUGCGUCUCGGCACGAGUCGGUCCUUGACAUGAUGCCGAAAUCAUCCACAAGCGUAUUGGGUUGGAUCCAAGACCGCAGUCUCUACUCCCUUCUCAGAAGAUUCUCAGGCUCAGAGGCAACCGACGAACGCGAUCGGGUAUAUGCAUUGAUUGGGCUAUGCACACCGCCAAGUUCUCUGUCGGUGGACUACACGAAAUCCGUCACAGAUGUCAUUGGCGACACGAUGGUGAACAUGUUCCCUACGAAGAUAUGGGGUCUACCGAAAACUCCUAUCUACCUGAUGGACAACUUCUUGGCUUACCUGGAGAGCAUCGACUCCGAUCUUCUCCUUUCUCAUAUAAGGUCAUCAAACACGAAAAUGGUACAGUCACUUCUAAGGUCGCGCGAUUAUAUCAGGAUCACUAGUGAGAUGGCAUCGGCCGCCGCGGUGGAUGAGACACAAGGCAAGGAGAUGAUUGCGAUUCUUCAGCUGCAUGGGAAUAGGAUAGAAGUCACCAGUGACGUUCUGCAAUCUAUAAAAGGGAACCAGAACCAAGGAAAGAAGAUCAUGGAAUUCCUCAUUCAGCGACAGGGCAUGGAAGCUACCUUCACAGACCUGUCUAUCCUUCGGGAGACUUUGCUAUGGACGGCCGCGGAUGGCCAUGACAUGAUCCUUGGCCUAUUGCUGGAUGAAGGCUCAGACGUUGAGACACAGGAUAGAACAUUUGAACGAACCAUGCUCGCACAGGCAGCAGCCAAUGGGCACUUCGACGCUGUGCGUACUUUGCUGGAUGCAGGUGCUUAUAUUGACUCCAGGGAUUUAAAUCAGAGGACACCAUCGUGGUUGGCAGCAGCAAACCGCCAUGAAGCCGUACUUCUCCUGCUGCUGGAUCAUGGUGCGGACAUCGAUGUCUGGGAUAUUCUGGGCGAAACAGCCUUGUGCUGCGCAGCAAGAACAGAGAAUGAGAGAAUGGUCCACUUGCUGGAGGAAGAGGGUGCCGCAAUAGAAGCUGUGUUUUCUUAUGACCAUGGUCUGGGAUACAGAACAGCUCGGGAUGGGUAUCGGCAACCCGUCAGCCUCUCGAUGGACGAUGGCACCCGCAUGAAUGUUAGGACAGAUCAUACCUGGACGCCGCUAUGGAAGGCAGCAGCGAGCCACAACGAAGCUGUCGUCCAGCUACUGCUGGCAAGGGGUGCACACAUCGAUGCCAUGAAUGGCGUUGGGCCUACACCUCUAUCGAUGGCAGCCGGGGAUAGUGACGAGACAAUUGUUCGGCUCCUACUCGACAAACGUGCGAAUAUCGAGGCGAAGGACGGUUUUUUUGGCUUCACACCGUUGUCAUGGGCAGUGAGGGAAGAGCGAUCUGCGGUCGUGCAGUUGCUGCUGGACAGGGGCGCUGAUCCGGGAGUAAUCGGUAGUACGUCACCGGUGCAGCUAGCAUUGGAGAGUAACGAUUUGGAUGUCAGACGUCUAUUUGGGUUGGAACGCCGAAAAGGAUCCAGCCAUCAGUCUAGUAGACGGCCUAGGCGGUAG